This is a messenger RNA of Solanum dulcamara, 2476 nucleotides long. RefSeq names its product AT-rich interactive domain-containing protein 1-like. Lineage: Eukaryota; Viridiplantae; Streptophyta; Magnoliopsida; Solanales; Solanaceae. Bases 382 to 2217 code for a protein of 611 amino acids. The record is from RefSeq and is a predicted model, not a curated record. Gene Ontology annotation, molecular function: DNA binding. The transcript is spliced from 4 exons.
GAAAUCGUCAAGCCGGUUAAAGCCCAUAAACAUUCGUAUCGAACCUAUCCAAUCCAUUUUAACACAUCUAAUAUAAUAUUAAUCUUAAUUGACUUCAAUAUCAAAACCCUAAUAUACAAAUCAUUCCCCUGCUCUACUCCACCCCACCUCUUCUCUCUCUCUCUCUUUUUUCUCUGAUUACUUUUUUUUUCUUCCUUUUUAGUGCACAAAUCUUAGAUCUACAAGCAACCCCAAAUCAAUCUUAUCUUAAGGGUUACAACAAAACCUUGUGGAAAGAAAAAAAAGGAUGGCUUAGAGAAACCAAAGGACCAAGAGAAAAAGAAAGAAAAGGUCAUCCUCAGCCCCUCAACUUCUUCGAAUUACUGGUUUUGGAUUUGCAAAAUGGCAGGUUGGUCAAAGAGAGUUGAUGGGUCAGGUUUAGAAAGUUUCAGGCCAUUUCCUCCUAUGCUUGGUGAUGGGAAGACGGUGGAUUUGUGCAAGCUGUACUUGGUUGUGAGGGAGACAGGUGGGUAUGAUAGGGUUUGUACAAGUGGGUCUUGGGGUGUUGUUGCUGAAGAGUGUGGGUUUGAUUCAACUUCUGGUUUGGCUUUGAAGUUGGUGUAUGUUAAGUACUUAGAUGCACUGAACAAAGCAAUGGUGAAACUUGAGCUACCUGAUAAUGAAAAGAGUGAGGUUAAGAAGAGUGCUUUGGGUUUUAGUGCUGUUCGGAUGGACCUUGAGCUGGAUUUGAAGGAGGUUCUGAUGAAAAUUUCUGAUGAAAGGAAGAAAGACGAGGAAUAUGGGAAGAUGGAGUUUGAUCCUGCAACUGAUGGAAGGUUGAGCAAUGGUAUUGAGGUUCAGGAUUUUGUUGGUUUGAUUAGAUACUCUGAGAAUUUUGUUGAAAAGCGAAGUUUGGACGACAGUGUUUGUGAUGUAAAAAGGAUUGAUGAAAAAUUUAGUAGUGUUUAUUCUGAAAAAGAUUCAAAGUUUAUGAAUCAAAACAAAGACUACCAGAUUGAUACAAAUGACAUUAGGCCAAUGAAGUUAAGUGGGGAUGAGGAAGAUUGUAUUAUUAGGAAGAGGAAGAAUAGUGAUGGUAAGAUGAGUGUUGGUUAUGAUGAAGAACAUCUGAAGAUUGAUGAUGGAAAUGGAGACGAUCAGGGUGGCACAGAUGACAUUGGCCUAACAAAGUUUAGCGGGGAUGAGGAAGAUGGCAUUGCUAGAAAGAGGAAGCGAGAGUCUUACUUGGACAUGCUUAAGUGGAUUACUGAACUUGCAAAGGAUCCAUGUGACCCUGCCAUUGGGCAUCUGCCCGAAAAAUCUAAGUGGAAGUCUUAUGGGAAUGAGGUGGUUUGGAAGAAGAUUCUUUUGUUAAGAGAUGAAAUGCUUUUGGAAAGGAAUGUGGAUACAAGUACUCAAUACUCCAUCUGGCAGCAAAAACAGAAAAUGCAUCCAUCUAUGUAUGAUGAUAAUAGUGGGUCUGAGCGGCUAAGGUGCAGCCAAAGGGUCCUAUCUGCAAAAGAUUCUUUGAAAAAUUCAGGUUCUCAUAUUGAUGGAACUCUGGUAGACGGACCUACUGACUCUUCUGCAGAGUCGGGCGUUUGGUGGAACCGUCGGCGUAAGAAAAUAGCAUCAAUUGGUUCAGAGUUUCAAGCGGAUAUUCCAGAAUGGAAAAAGGACUAUGAAUCUGACUCUAAAUGGUUGGGCACAGGAAUCUGGCCACUGGAUAAAAAUGAACAGAGAAGAAUAUUAAUUGAAAGAGAUCCUACUGGGAAAGGAAGGGAAGAUACAUGUGGUUGUGAAUAUUCAGGUUCUUAUGACUGCAUCAGGUUUCACCUUUCUGAGAAGAGAAGGAAGCUUAAACUUGAGCUAGGAUCCGCCUUUUAUCACUGGAAAUUUGACUACAUGGGUGAAAAGGUUGCACUCUCUUGGACAACAAAAGAUGAACAGAAUUUCCAAGAUAUAGCAAAGUCAAGCUCUUUGUCUGAGGAUGAGAGUUUUAGUUACUGGCCUGAACUUUUUAAGUUCUUUCCUCACAAAAGCAGGGAAUCUUUGGUAAGCUACUAUUUUAAUGUCUUCAAUCUACGGCGAAUAGGUCAGCAGAAUAGUAUGAAUACAAGUGAUGUUGACAGUGAUGAUGAUGAAUCAGGGUAUGGACCUAGGUCUAUUUGUUUUGGGCGGGAUCCUAAGUUCGCCAUCUUUUGUUCCCCAAAGAAAGCACGUCUAGAUCCCAGAUAGUAACCUCAGAAGGAUUACCAUCAACGGCUUUUGUUCAGAAAUGUAUAUUCCAGGAGUCUUUUGUUCUCUUUUACUUCAGCAAUAUUUUUGGGUCGGUGGAUAGUGGGGUUUAAGGGGGGUUUACCGAUAUCAAUUUUUGCUCUGCAUUUCUCAAUGUAUACAGUUUACACUCCCUUUAGAAUUACAAGUGCUUGAAUCAAAGAAACAAAACUUCUAAGAAAACAAUUUUUCAUCCAGCAGCAAAGUCUCUGAGAUUAUA